This is a messenger RNA of Calliphora vicina (urban bluebottle blowfly), 856 nucleotides long. It is a transcript of the gene Tsp42Er, whose product is annotated as Tetraspanin 42Er. Gene Ontology annotation, cellular component: plasma membrane. The coding region runs from base 102 to 758 and encodes 218 amino acids. NCBI's taxonomy places the organism in Eukaryota, Metazoa, Arthropoda, Insecta, Diptera, Calliphoridae. The transcript is spliced from 5 exons. The record is from RefSeq and is a predicted model, not a curated record.
GUUAAUAUUAGCGAUUAGUCAGGAAUUGAUAUUUAUUUAGAUCACAACGAAUUUAAUUAAUUUGACCAGAACAAAAAAGAACAAUUAUUUAAUUAAUCAAAAUGAGUUGUGCAACAGCGACUAUAAAAUAUCUGGUUUUCAUUUUUAAUGCAUUGUGCGCUAUACUCGGUAUCGGCGCCAUAGUGGUUAAUUGCCUGGCAUUACAAAACUAUGGCGAUGAAGGACGUAUGAUUUGUAUUAGUUUGAUUGUAUUGGGAUCCAUUGUAUUCCUAAUAUCAUUCUUUGGCUGCUGCGGUGCCAUUCGGGAAAAUAUCUGUUUGACAUGGACGUAUGCUGUGUGUUUGUUGGUGUUGAUUAUUGGAAAUUCCGUUAUUAUAUUCGGUUAUAUUUCGCAUAUUGAUGGUGAGACUAAAGCCCGCCAGGACAUUGAUAAUGCAUGGGCUCUGCAAUUGAAUGGCACCGAUGCCAUGGCUCACAUACAGACCACGUUGAGCUGUUGUGGCAUUAACAACUCUACCGAUUACAUUGAUGCCAAUUUAACAAUUCCCAAUAGUUGUUUCAUUGGUGGCGACUAUGACAAAUCGACAAUUGUGUUUUCUCAAGGUUGCCUAAAGAAACUCAUUGUCAUCUAUGAAGCUGCAGAACACUGGAUCACAAUCUUCACCUGGUCUAGUUUCAGUGUAGAGGUGGUUGCAUUUAUAUCGGCCUGUGUAUUGGCCAUAACUUUUACCAAUCAACAGCGUAGAGCACGAUAUUAAUGAAAUAAUUAUUAAUAAAAUUAAUAGGUUUAUUUAUAUGAAUGUUUUUAUAAACAAUUUUUAAUAAAAGAAUUUCUUUUUUUUACACUAAUAGAAAA